Struthio camelus australis is the source of this 2441-nucleotide messenger RNA. The record is from RefSeq and is a predicted model, not a curated record. NCBI's taxonomy places the organism in Eukaryota, Metazoa, Chordata, Aves, Struthioniformes, Struthionidae.
CUCUUCUUUUCUCUGCUUACAGGGAAACAGCUGGAUGGCAUCUGGCACACCUCCAUUAUAGUCCAUAAGGAUGAGUUCUUCUAUGGCAGUGGGGGAAUCUCCAGCUGUGCACCUGGGGGGACACUGCUUGGCCCCCCAGACUCAGUUGUUGACCUGGGGAACACUGAAGUCACAGAGGAAAUUUUCCUGGAAUAUCUUUCCUCGCUGGGAGAAUCUAUGUUCCGAGGAGAGUCUUAUAACCUCUUUGAGCAUAACUGCAACACCUUCAGUAAUGAAGUGGCACAGUUCCUGACAGGAAGAAAGAUCCCUUCCUACAUCACUGAUCUUCCAGCUGAAGUGCUUGCCACACCUUUUGGACAAGCUUUAAGGCCCCUCCUGGACUCCAUCCAGAUCCAGCCACCUGGUGGAAAUACCUUCAGCAGACAUAACGGACAGAGCUAACAGGAGUGACCCGGUGUGCCCAGCCUCACCAGGCCUCUUCCUUUUUAAUCAUGAAAUACCAGAUUUCUAUUUUAUAAUUUCCCAUCAGAAUUAACUCUAUGGAAAUGACAAGAUAAGUUUUCAAAUUUCCUAGGGAGAGGAUUUAUCAGGGUGCAUGUAAGAAAAUGCUACCAAAAAGAUUGCCAUAAUUUCUAAUAGUAUUAUACUAACUUAUAAAGGCUGUCUUGCCUGAGUAGGCUGUCACUUUUGAAAUAACUCCCAUGCCAAUAAAGUGGGGGUUCAUUCCAUGAACACUCAAGGGCCCAUUAUACAAUUUGGGGUAAAUAAAGGGAUGUUCUAGCCAUCCCUUGCCAGGCUCACAUCUCUUUCUGUUGUCACUGCCUAUAUUAUGGGGGUAUUUGCUGAUGUCUGUAGCAGAACGACAAAGAAAGUGUUUGUAGCCUAGAAAGUGAAGGUCUCCCAGGGUUAGCCUUCUGUGUAUUUCAUUGACAUUGUGUUAUUUGCUCAGGGGAAAAGCUGAACUCAUCUGAUUAGAAUAUUUGAAAUGGCAGAGCUAUGUGGGAAAGAUGGCCUGGUUGAACUAAGUGUCACUCUCAAAAUUGCAACUUUCAAUGGGUUUAAGUGUGUGCGGGAGGGAGGCUGCAUCUGAGAAUUACCAAGAGCCUCCUCAUGCUAGAUCCAUGAGGAGGCAAGAAUUAUGAGAACUAGCUGAAAGAACAGGAUCGCGUGAGCAGAAGUGGAGGAAGCACGUUUCAAGUGAGAGCAAAAUGCAGUGAAAUGUUUCCUCACUCUCAAGCAAGCUUACUAGCAAACGUGCAGAACCUUGUUAACUAUCUACCUUCACACAAGAGCUGGUUUUGCUCACUAUGCCAGAGUGGCAAUAUAGUAAGGCAGGAACAGCACUGCAGCUAUAUAGUAAUACAGGGUAGGCCAAUUCUGCCUUCAGUAUCCAGUUGCAGCCACAGUGGGAGUUCCAACUUUCUCAGAUGUCACUGUCCUUUCCAAAGCAGUCAAGUAUGUCACAGAGAGAACUGUGAUUAAGCAUAGGAGAAAUAGGGAAUAGGUCUCCCCAAAUUUAAAGAAAAUGCGCAAGACUAAAAUUAAGCUUUUCUGUGGAAAAAUCACAUUUAUCAAGAUUCAUACAGAAGCAGUUUUAUCCUCAGAUUGACACUAGAUUGCGUCAAUGCUGCAUCAUCUGAUUUAAGGUUCUUAUAGUUUCACUAUUAUUUGCAGUGGGAAAAGAUUAAGGAAUGGAAAGAACAGGCACAUUCACGUCUUUUCAUGCAUAUGUACACACUUUUCCUGGACAACUCUGUAGCAAUUACAUUUAGGAAGGCACACAAGAAAGAGUCAUCGGACAACUGGAACUUUCCCCAAACCUGAAAGUGCUGCUGAUUCCCCAGAAAGGGGGAUUGUGCAUCCUGGAUGCUGCUGAUAAAGCAUCUAUGCAAGUGUAUAGCCCUGUGUCCAGUGCUUUGUUGUGAAAAGAACUGCAGCAACUUCAGUCCUGCAUCUUAAACUUCCUGCACUGGAAACCUCCGGCAUACCUAAAGUAGAUGUCUUUUCUCUGAUGGGCUCUUUUUCCCAAAAUAAUACGUUAGUAACUUUCUCCUGCUGUUAUUCAGUGAGGUCUGUAAUGGUUCAUAUUUUUGUGGGGAUGGAACAGAGGAAAACUACAGUUUAUUCAAGCUGCAUCAUAUAGUCUUUUGCCCUGCACCUUGUGGAGUCACUACAUAUGUGAAAAUAAGGUACUAUCAGUGCAUUCUGCAGUUGUGUGUGUACCUGCUCUCAGUGCACAGCAGUGGUCUUUGCAGCCCAGAAUGUUUUUCUCCUUCUGUCAUUCUCGGCUUGUGCCAUCAACUUUUCCUUAAGUAUUUCAUUUGAUGUGUUGGACUCUGAGACAACUGUAACAGUUAGUACGGAUCCUGGUUUAUACAAAAGCUCUCAAUCGUUCUCCUCUUUUCCCCACUAAAUGCAUUUCAAAAAAAAAAAACCAAAAA